This is a messenger RNA of Postia placenta MAD-698-R-SB12, 717 nucleotides long. RefSeq lists its product as hypothetical. Lineage: Eukaryota; Fungi; Basidiomycota; Agaricomycetes; Polyporales; Adustoporiaceae. Bases 1 to 717 code for a protein of 238 amino acids. The record is from RefSeq and is a predicted model, not a curated record. The transcript is spliced from 4 exons.
AUGGCCUCACCCACCAUCGAUCUCUCUGCGUCCGCGAAGAGCAGACCGAGACCCUCCUCCCGUGUCCCGUCGAGCAAUGCUGUCAUCCCUGACCAAGCAAGUCCCGCCCUCACCCGCACCGCCGUCUCGUUAGAGUAUGCCGCCCUCAGGUACUCCGGGCACUGCCCGCUUGGCAUGUAUGUCACGCCGUCCACCGGCGAUCUGCUUGUCUGGGACGCAGUCUUCUUCGUACACCAAGGGUACUAUGCAGAUUCGAUUCUCAAGUUCCGCCUAACGUUCCCGCCGAAUUAUCCUGAGCGCCCGCCUAUUGUCCAGUUUCUGACCGACGUGUUUCAUCCGCUGAUAUCACAGCAAGAUGGCACAUUCAACCUUGCACCGCGCUUCCGUCUGUGGAGACCAAAAGAACAUCAAAUCUUCGACGUUCUGCACUGGGUCAAGGCGGCGUUCAAAAAGCAUGCCCUGGAUGACAUCAAGGAAGCUGAUUGUCUGAACAAAGAAGCCUACAGAUACCAUGACACGACGUCUUCUUUCGCCGCGCUAGCCACCCAGUCGUCCAUGCUCUCACAGUCAGCGUCAGCCCUAUUCGACCGAGACCAUCCGUCCAUGGCUGGCAAAGGUUCGCAUAGCAUACACUUCCGCGAGCUCAAGUCCGAGCAGCUCGACAACCUCCGCGCCAAGCUUGGCCUGCAAGACUGGGGCGAAAUCACGAUCCCCUGA